AUGUUUAGUGAAGGACUGGUGAAAACUAUGGAGGCGUGGCAGCCGUUGCUACGCAUUGAUUCAUUAUCAUGUGCGAUCGCUUUAUUCAACAUCGUUGCAACUACUCUUGAAUUCAGUUCCGUAUCGCGUUCUUCAGAUGGACGACAUCACAUUCCAUUAAAUAUUUACAACAUGGUGAUUGCACGAAGCUCUUUCCGUAAAAGUGAUAUAACAAAUCUCAUCCGUAAUGUGCUGCAUUCGAUAUGUGUGGCUAAUGAUCAAAAUAUUAACGUAUGUUUGGAUGAAUUUGCCAGAGCCGGACUGAUGAAUUGUUUGGAUAAGAGUACGAAGAUAUUUAUGACAGGUGAAGCUGAUAUGGCGUUUGUGGAUGCUGGUUUAUUUAGUAGUUUUCCUAAACCUUCAGCCGAAAAUAAUUGUAGAUCUUUAGUAAUGAUACUGUAUGAUCGUAUUUUUUGUCCUUACGUGCGUCGAUUAGCAAAUAAGACAGUGGUUGUUGAAAAAAGCAAAUUAAAUCUUUUAGGUUUAUCUACAGGCGAAUUAAUGGGAACAGUUGUUUCGCGUUUGAAGUCAGGUGGAUCAUGGGAUCCUAUAAUUGGAAGGUUUUGUUGGUGGGUAUUGGAUGGUCCACCGACUAUGGAAGAAUUGAUAGAGCCAGUUUUGGAUUGCUCAAUGGCAUCGGUUGAGCAACUUGCUUUUGCUUGUAGUUUGAUUAAUAAUUGUACGUUCAAAUAUGAUGUUGAUGCAUUAUCACGCGUAGUCGCCUGGGGAAACUCUAUGAAACAAAAAAGCUAUGACUAUCGUCAAGAUGUAUUAUUAUCAUCUUUAUUAGGAAAGUCAGUACAGCAUGUCCAUCGAUUUGCUGCAUUCAUACAAACAAUAGAAUAUGGAUUUGAUUUGUGUGUGGAAUAUGCUGAUCGUUUUGAACGAUUUCCCUCAUCAGGGAAAAUUGAUCAUGAUUUUGCUGAACGUAUUGAAGAAAUAUUUCAAGAAUCCUUUCAUGAACAAACUAGAGUUGAUAAACAGCUUCGUCAAUUUUUUAUCAGUGAUCAAGUUGUUGUUCGAGCAAUUGAUCUAGUAUCUGGCUUACUGCAGCAAAUGAAAAUAUUGUUGGACGACACAAAUGCGCCAAUAUGGGCAGCUAGUCAAGGAAGACCGUUAAUUGUAUUACCGAUCAAUGACGACCGAACUUUCGAUACUGAAAAACAUGAAAAAAAGAAAAAGAAAGAUCUUACCCAUUAUGUAUCUACUGAAAAGCUUCAGCGUAUUGCUAUGGAAAUUCUAUUAUUUCCAUCUUUAUGUUUUACAGUAACUCAGUUACACAUGAAUUCAUUAUUGCACAAUGCAGCUUUAUCAGAGAUUCGUUGUGUCUUGGAGCAUCUCAUGAAAUGUGACUUACUUGAAUGUUUACAUAAAGGCGUUAAAACUAGCCGACGGUUUACAAGUGUAUAUAUAAAACGACUACCAAGUUGUGAUCACGAUGGGCAAGUGAAUGCUGAUUAUAGAUCAAUAUUCGAUGAAAAAUUAAAAGAGUUUAAAUAUUCUCAUUCGACAUUUACACUUGACGAGUAUUUAAAAAAAAAUAGCAUUAUUAAUGUUCAUGCAACUGGCACUGUUACGGAUGAAUUGAUCAAAUUCUUUUCUUUAUCGGAAUAUAUGAUGGUUGAAUUGAGCCCGUUAUAUAACUUAAAAGAAACAAAAAACCUAAAAUCAACUAGUGCAAUCCAAUCUCAUGUGAACAUUCAAAGUAAUCUAGUAGAUAAUGAUGUAGUAUUAUAUAAUGACAAUUAUCAACGUAACCAUCAUACUACAACUGAUUGUUCUACUCUAAUGACGCUUCAUGAUGACAAUGAUGUCUCAUGUAUUUUCGACGAAGAUAUCGAACAACUUGAAAUGAAUGUGAAAGAAAACUGUUCUCUUCUUGUAUCUCAUGCAGAAAAUGAUAUUGUUACUUUCGAUGUUGUCCAAAAUGUUGAUAUAAUUGAAGAUACUGCUAUAAAUCAAAAUAUCUAUGUGAAUAUAAUGCAUAACGAUCAUAACGAUAAUUUAGAAAACAGUACAGUAGUUGAUAAUACUAUAUGUGUAGAUAACACUAGUGUUAUUUACCCACAAGUGAUCGAUGAUCUUAUGGACAAUGAAUCUAAUAUUAAAAAAAAGAAAAGAAAACAUAUCGGUCAACAAGAUCCAACAAAAAAGUUAAAUAUUGAUACUGAUAUGACAUUCUCAUUCCCACCAGCAUGGCGUUUACGGUCAAAAACGCGUUCGAACCAUCAUGAUGAACAUAGUAUUACGUCUAUUAAGAACACAAUUAAUCGUGAGAAGAAAAAGAACUGA
Messenger RNA from Rotaria socialis, 2331 nucleotides. The record is from the annotation of a GenBank genome assembly. NCBI's taxonomy places the organism in Eukaryota, Metazoa, Rotifera, Eurotatoria, Philodinida, Philodinidae.